Nicotiana tabacum (common tobacco) is the source of this 513-nucleotide messenger RNA. Lineage: Eukaryota; Viridiplantae; Streptophyta; Magnoliopsida; Solanales; Solanaceae. The record is from RefSeq and is a predicted model, not a curated record.
AUGAAUACAUUUAAUUUUUUGAAGCGCGUAAAAUAUUGUGUACAUCCACGUUUAUGGACGGUGGAAAACAAUGAAGACACGACUGCAACAGAGUUAUUCGAGAUAAAACAUUCAGAAGUAUGUAAAGAAGCAGAGAAAUCAAUCAGAGAAUUAGCAGGUUCAAUUCUUAUACUAGCUACUCUUCUCUGCACAGUCAACUUUGCUGCAGUUUUUACAGUCCCUGGAGGUUUUGAUCAAAAUAGUGGCAUACCUAUUCUCCUCAAGACACAACAUUCAGAUCUAUGGAUGUUGAUGGUUUUCUUAGGUGUAGCUCUUUAUGUUUCAGUAUUCACUGUGGGAACAUUGCUUUCCAUACUUCUAUCGAAGUUUGAUUCAGACGACUUUUAUAUUGCCUUGCCAGUGAAGUACUGCACUGUCAUUAUUUCUGUGUAUUACUCCGCAGCAUUCACAGUUCUGGCCGGCGUUCAAGCUCUUAAUGUUGAGAAUAUAUUCAUGGACAAAGAUGACCUUUAA